Molecule: messenger RNA, 3719 nt
Organism: Mugil cephalus (flathead mullet)
Lineage: Eukaryota; Metazoa; Chordata; Actinopteri; Mugiliformes; Mugilidae
Exons: 10
Coding region: 166-1947 (593 amino acids)
Source: RefSeq, a predicted model, not a curated record
GCGACUCUUAUUUUGGAACCUCCUGCGGUACUUCCGCUAGCUUAACGCCGUGAUAACGGAGAAACCGAUUCCUCUGGUCCCGGUUCUGCCGGUAAACGGCCUCAAAUGAGAGCAAGGAGGACUUAACGGAGACCGGGGCCCGCGGGGUUUCGCCAAGUCUUCACUAUGCUCUCUCGCCCCCUAAUGGUGAAUGAGAGUGACUAUAGUGGGCGGGGUGUGUUGGAGGAGGCUCCGCCCCCUGUCUUGCCACUGGCUCCCGACGGCUGCGAUGACAGCGAAUCACAAACAGUCUGUUUUACUUCUAGUACUCCUGUCAUUUCUCCCUCUCCUUCUCCUCCUCCUCCUCCUCCCUCCAUCCCCUCCCUCACUCCUCCUCCUUCCAUCUCUUCCUCUCCUCCUCUCCCCUGCUGCCCCUGUUCCUCCCUCCUUCCUCGCCUCCUCUUGGCCCACCAACUGGAGGUGCGGCGCCUCCUUCGAGGAGCUUUGUCCUCCCUCGGCCGUCGCCUGGACUCUCUGGAAAGGAGGAGCAGGAUGACAAGGAGGAAGAGGAGCAGGUGGGAGGGAGGAGGGGGAGGUGCCUGUUCCUCCUCUGUUGAAUCCACGGCCUCCUCCUCCUCAGGAUCCCCGGCCUUCACCUCCUCCUCCGCCACUCUUCAUGUCACCUCCUCUUUGUCAUCAUCAUUGGACAGAGAGGAGUGUCCUCCUUUUUCCUCCCUGGCCUCGCCACAGCAGAGGAGAGGGAGGCUGGGGGAGGAGGUGAAGAGGAGGAGGAGGAAGAGGAGGAACCGUGCAGGAGGAGGAGGUGAAGCAGAGGAGGAAGAGGAGGGGAGGUUUGUAGGGAGAAUGGUGGUCUCGUUCAGAGGAGGAGGGGAGGAGGCGCCACUCAUUCUGCACAACUUCAACCACAGAAGAAGAGAGGAGGGACGAACAGGGAGCCAAUCAGAGAAGGCCAUUGUCAGGAAGAACGGUUACCAAGCAACACACCUGCUACAGAGUUCCUCUUCCCACAAUGCCUUGCAGAUCCUUGGAUCAGAGCGGAGUUUUCAGACCAGCAGCUCAUCAAAAGUCUGGUGUUUUCCUGAUGUGACCCCGCCCCCCUUCCUCUCCUCCAAUCACACGGCUUUCCGCCCGUUCUUUGGUUCCUCUUCAUCCUUUAGCCCCGCCCCCAUGCUGCGCCUCUCAGUCGUUGCCAUGGAGAUGGUGUUGGACUCAGUGAGGGGCGGAGCUUGUUGGAGUCCCCUUCGGCCCUUGAAAGACUGGACGGCUCCGCCCAGUCUAAGCAGCGACCACUGUUACGUACGACCGCCUGCACUGAGCUCUGCCUUUUCCGCCCGGCGACAGCAGAAGCAGCGGGCCAAUCACAGCGCUCGACACCGCCUUCCCUGGAGACGCCCCCUGCCCCUCCCUGAAAGUUCAGCCAAUGAGCUGCCGGCCGGCCUGGCUGCCGGCCAAUCAGCAGCAGGUUCAGAGUUCCUCAGCGGGACCAGAGAGGCUGGGAAACGGGUGUCACAGAUCCGAAUCCGCCGGGCGUCACCGCGAGAAACGCUGCUCACGCCCAUGGGGCUGCCGAAGGUCAAAAGGCUCAAGAAGAAGGAAUUCAGUCUGGAGGAGAUUUACACCAACAAGAACUACAAGUCCCCCACCUCCAACAGGAGUUUGGAGACCAUCUUUGAGGAGCCGCGGGAGAAGGACGGGGCGCUGCUCCUGAUUGGCCAGCAGAGGAGGCGCCGACUCCUCCUAUUCCCUGAUUUCACUCAGCCCAGGAAGAGGAAGAGGCCGCAAGGGGUGGGACUUCCUGUUGCCAUGGUACCCAGGAAACGCAUGGCGGGCCGGCGGCAUUGCCAUGGCAACGGCUGUGGCGAUGAUGAGGCAGACCUGGACGUGAUGCUGGUGGAACGACUGAGCGCGCUCGAAGACUUCCUGACACGACAGGGCCUGGACGUGUGAACGCUGAUGUCACUUCCUGUCAGCUGACUCACAGCCCAACCAACACAGCUGCUAGCAUUCCCGCCAGAAACUGGCUCACGUGGCGGGUCUUUAUUUUUAUUUUUUACGGUUUCUGAGGUUGAAAUGAGGAUAUUUAAAAUAUAAAAACAGUUUUGACACUAACACACACACACACACUGUAGUAGUUUAUCCACAAACACUUAAAAACCAUCUGGACUUGUAGAGUUUAGAGGAGACGGUUCAUCUGAGCAUCUUCCUCAGUUCUAACACACUGGUGGUUUAGACCCACCAGAAACUAACUGGACUAGUUUCUGGUCUGGUCUGUGAAGGACAAAGGACGUCUUCCUUUGAGAAGACAGGAGUAAAGGAAGACAUCUACACUAUAUCUCUGGCCUCCAGUCAGGUCCGUCUCUAACAGCUCCAGCUCCUCCUGAAGGUUUUCCUCAGGUUUAGAAGCUCAUCAGUGAUGUAGGAGGAGAAGGUCUGGUUCACAGUCCACAUCUACUUCAUCCCAGGGGGGUUCUAUGGGGGUCAGGACUCUGGGAGGCCAGUCCAGUUCCUCCUCAUCAGGUCUUCAUGGACCUGGCUUUGUCUCUGGUUCUCAGUCACAGUGGAACAGGAAGGGGGUCGUCCCCAAACUGGUCCCACUAAGUUGGAAGCUUGGAAUUGUCCAGAAUGUCUUCAAAGUUCCUCUGACUGGAACUAAGGGACCAAGUCCAGCUCCUGAACAACCAGCCCCCCACCCAAAACCCCCCCUCCACCAAACUCCACCAAACUCCACCAAACUCCACCAAACUCCACCCUUGGCCCGGUGCAGUCAGACCAGCAGCGUUCUCCUGGGAACCUCCAGACCCAGACUGGUCCAUCAGGCUUCCAGAGAACGUCUCCACUGCUCUAGAGUCCAGUGGAGCUGCAUCCCACACACUGCAUCCCACACUCUGCAUCCCACACACUGCAUCCCACACUCUGCAUCCUACGCUCUGCAUCCCACACUCUGCAUCCCACACUCUGCAUCCUACGCUCUGCAUCCUACGCUCUGCAUCCUACGCUCUGCAUCCCACACUCUGCAUCCCACACUCUGCAUCCUACGCUCUGCAUCCCACACUCUGCAUCCCACGCUCUGCAUCCUACGCUCUGCAUCCCACGCUCUGCAUCCUACGCUCUGCAUCCUACGCUCUGCAUCCCACGCUCUGCAUCCUACACUCUGCAUCCCACGCUCUGCAGGGGCCGUGGUGACGUGGGGCUGGGAUGCAGCUGCUGGGCCAUGGAAACCCGUUCAUGAAGCUGUGUCCUGGAGAUAAUCUGGAGAUAAACGAAGACUCUGGGACGUCACUGUGAUGCGGCGACUUCCACUUUGUCCUAAAACCUCUGACAGGUGACUGGAAUAUUUAGUAGAGACUGGACUUGUCCCCUUCCCGGUCAUGUCUCCAUUCUUUGAGAAGCACUGGUCCAGACCAUUAAUGGGGACAGAGGACAGGGACAACAGCCCCCUCUUUAACUCCAGGUCAGGAACUGGUCCAGGUUCUGGUGUUUAAACAUAAACUUCCUCCAGAACUGAACAAGACUUGAAUGAAACAUCUAAACUCUACAGGUCCAGAUGGUUCUGGAUAUAAACCUGGACCAGGACCAGGAGGACCGAACCUCCACAAACACUGUAGUACUAUGACUAUUGUGUACUGCAGUACUACUACUAGUGCUACAGUGUGUGAGUUUUUAAAGUGUAAUUUAUAUUUCUGAGUCUAUUUUUGAAACAAAUAAAGUUUGACUGUUGA